Messenger RNA from Caenorhabditis sp. 36 PRJEB53466, 5637 nucleotides. NCBI's taxonomy places the organism in Eukaryota, Metazoa, Nematoda, Chromadorea, Rhabditida, Rhabditidae. The record is from the annotation of a GenBank genome assembly.
AUGGACUCGAGCACACGACGAUUGUUGGAUGACGAGGUACGCAAAUGCGACACUUUUCUCGGAAAAAUUCAGGAAAAAUACUGAUAAAAUUUCAAUGAUUUUCGGUCUUUUUCCGGUUUGCUAAAAUUGAAAUUGCUGGGCGUGGCCUAGAAAACGCACUUUUUGAAAAAGCUAGUCCAAAAAAGCAGACUUGCUUUUCCGGCCGGAAAAGUAAGAAAAUUUGAACUGAUACUUGAUUUUUCUGGUUCCAAUUGGCCUAGACUCACUUUUCAAACGGUUUUUCUUGCUCACCGACGUCACCGUUUAAGGAAAAAUUCAUUAGAGCUGUUUAGCGAGAGCAAACAUUAAGUGUGCGCUUUUUCUGAAAAAUCUGAACAAAAAGGCAGGUGAAAAUAAGAAAGUAAUUUAUAAUCUCAACUUAUUCUCGUUCUCUCUCUCUCUCUCUCUUUCCGGGUUCUCUCUUCUUUUCCCUCAUGAAUUAUUCAGCCCCUUUCCUCCGUUUUCCUCGAUUUUUCACUCCUCACACACACACACACAUACAUUUUAGGCUCCAUUUUUUCUGAAUUUCUGCCCAGAAACUGUCUUUUUCGCAUUUUUAGAGUCGAAUUUCAAGAAAUAAGUGCAGCGCAUUUUGCCCAUACUCUGAAAAUAUUGACACGUCUAAAAGAGCGUUGAAGAAGAACGCAAAUGCAUAAAAAAUGCGCAUAAAUUCGAAUAUGUUCUCAUGUAACACAGUCAACAAACACACACACAAAUUUUCUGUGAAAUCGGACACGUCUUCCGUCUUUGCCUAAUUGUAGAAGACGAAGAAGAAGAAGUGGACAGCCGUAAUUAUCCGUCCACGCACGGCAAGCUUUUCAACACAUUCCUCAUUUAUUUCUUUGCUUUUCUGCUUUUGAAGCGGAAAAUUGCUUUCAGUGCAAUUUUUAUCAGCAUUUGCUGAAAAUUGCCCCAUUUUACCGGAAAAGUGCUAUUCUUUGUUGCCUAACUAUGAAAUCUUCACAUUUGACAGGAAAUUCGACGUUUAUGGCAUUUUUUCAAAGCAUUUCCCUAUAAUUUGACAUAGCCGAGCCACCCGCCAGUUUUUUCCUCGGUUGCGACCUGAAAAUUGCAGAAAAUUGAGGUUUUCAAACAUUCCACCUGUCAAAUGUUUUUUUUUUUUUGGAAACCUAUUGAAAAGUGGGAGGAAAGUAUUUAUUUGUGCGCGUGAAAGUGUAAUCAAUCAAACAGUGAUCGGCGGAAGCUUUUCGCGCGGCCGCAAAACGACUUUUUAGUGUGUGUGUGUGUGUGUGAAGAAGAAGAAAAAGAAAGCGAUCGGAUGGGCGGCGCGAAAUAAUCUUCACACUUCACUUACUUUCUCAUUAUUUCCGCCGAUUCGUAUCGCGUCUCUUUCCUUUUCAUUUCACUUUUCUUUGCGAACUUUUCAGCUAGUUUUUUAGCAGCCUAUCACGGUGUCCAGAGCUUACAAUACGAGCGUGGCUUUUUUCUCCAAUUUUUGUGCUUAAAAGCGAUGAAAGAUGUUAGUUAGACAUGAAAACACAACAGUUCUCGAAAUUUCUGACGCUUACGUGCAUUUUUCGCGGAUCUCGCCUUUUCGUCUUCGCCGCCGAAACACCGCGUUUCUCAUUCUACGCAUUAUCGACCGUUUUCACUCAAAAUUGGUUUUUAGAAUGAUAAAUCACGUAAAUGCACUCAUUUUUAGCGCUCGAACGCAGUUUUUUUGCCAAGAAACUUCAAACAGAUAAAUGUCAACAUGCGACUUGGCCAAAUUUGACGCUCUUCCGCCUAAAAAGUUUGUCUUGUCCCUAUUCAAUUGUUUUUUUGACUAAAAUCAAAAAUUUACAUGCAAAAUGUGAAUCUCGCGCCAAAAAUAUCGCUUUGUUUGGCCAUCGCAAGCUCCGGAGACCGUGAACCUGUAUGCUGACAAAAAACGUUGAAAAUACUUUUGAAAAUCAGAUAAAUUAUCUGAUUUUUGAGGUUGUUGUCGACGUUUCAACUUCGCCAAACAUUCAACCUUUUGCAACUCUGUUGUAGAAAAGUUUGUUCAUAUUUUCCGCCAAAUCCAGUUUUUACCCUCCAAAAAACACUCACAGUCUAUAAUUUAAUCCUCGCGGUCUGGUGGACAGUUGUUUUUAACAUUUAAUUUAACUUUUCCAUCAAAUUUCAUUGUAUUUUCGUUUUCGUACAUCAUUUUAGACUCGCAAGUGUGAAGAUUACGGUAGUUUUUUAAAGGCGCAGCACGAUAUUCUCGCACGCGAAUUGGAAUGCUAUCUUUAUCCGUUGAAAACGAGACGAAAACCUGAUUUUCCCAGAGCCCAGGCACACACGAAAAAAGUUAGAGGGGUGGGGGUUGUUGAAAGGAAAACACACAGAACUUCUCUCGCCAGUCCGUCAACUUGCCAUCCCUUUGCCCGUCUGCGUCUCCGUCUGCCAAUUUCAAUUUACGAAAAAAAAAGUGUCUUCCUCCCUCUACCUAUAGUUUCAAGCAAACACCUUGUUUUCUUGGUUCGACAAUAUUCGUCUCUAAUUCCCUCUCUCUCUCUUCCUCUUUUAACAAUUUUCUUAAAAUAAAGUUGUAGCAUAGCAAUUUUGAGAUGAAAAUUUAAAAAAAUUUUGAAUUUCCGCUCAUUUUUUAUAGAUUACAAUCGAUGAGGAGGCGGAGAGAACGAGAGACGGACAACAAAAACGACAAUAUCGAAUAGAAGAACCGGAGGAAGAUCGUGGGUUCACUUUUUUACUAAAAUUGCAUUAGGUUUCGAAGCCCUAGAACUUUUUGUGGUUUGUAAAGUAGAAAAUGGCAAAACGUACGUUUUCUAAAAGCUACGGUGGUUGCGGACUAGGCAUCGAACUUUACAACACUACCGUACUCUUCGUUGGUCCAACCAAAGAAGUGCAUACCUAGUUUCGCGUACAAAAAAUGUGUUUUGCCGCAAAACGAGAGAAACUUUUCAAUCGCUGAUUGUGUAUUCACACCUGCUCCCUUGUGUAAACAACACAAAUGAGUCAGUUCUGUGAGCAAUCACUUUUCGAAAACUUUUUUUCGAAACAACAACCCUUUAUUAAUUUCAAAAAAAAAAAAAAGGAAUGUCUCAAGCUUUUGUCAAGACUACGCAAACAUUGGAGGAGUGACUCAACUCAUUUCCCAUUUUGAGCGAAAACGUACUGGCGUCUAGUAGUACUAGACUUCAAAUUUGUACGCACAAAACGUUCUUCUGUCUUUUUGUGUUAGUCACUAGUCAAGACUUGAAUUUUUUUGCAUUUUUCUGGUGAGUCCGCAAACCAAUAAUGCCCGGGAAACGAAAAAAUGAUGUCUAUGCUGUUAAAACAGUUGCCAAACCCUCAAAUUUUUCAACAAAAAAAAACGCUUUGACACCCUUUGAUUGCAGAAUGCGGAAUGAGCUCUUCGGUGGCCGUGAUCGCGUCCACCUCAUUCUCCGAACCGAUCCCGUCGACUUCUUCGACCGCAUCUCCCGACUUUCCAGUCGUCAUUAAUCGGCCGCCACAAUCGGAGAGAAAACGGAAGAAAUGGCAGCUGCAUCAGGGACGGAACAGAUUUGCGUGCGGAGGGAGGAUGGUGUGCUCGCGGAGCCACGGAGCAUUCGUGGUCACGGUCGCGCUCAUGAUCGUCACACUCACUCUUUAUUUUGUCUUCGAGUAAGUACCUUUCUGAGCGGCAUUCCGACUUCCGACUUUCGAAAACGGUCUAUAGACGUUUAGAAAGUCGGGAAUUGUUAGGAAGUCAGACGUCGCCACGGUCUCCAGAGCUUACAAUAGGCGCAAGUGCGCCCCGCCCAAUAGAGCGAUACAUUGGCGCGAAAUUCAAAUUUUAACAGCAAAUUUUGUGUUUUUUGCCAGAUUAGCCACGAAAAAUCGAUAAUUUCUCAUUUGUCUCUCGAUAGACCGAUUUUAUAGGCUAUUACGAAUUUUUUAAGCGCAAGAGCGUCAAAUUUGGUCAAGUCGCAAAUCACAUUUAUCCGUUUGAAGGUUUUUGGGUAAAACUGCGUGCAUUUCAGUUAUUUUUCGGUAGUUUUCGCGGUUCGAGCGCUCAAAAUGUUUGUAUUUACGUGAUUUAUCGAUCUCAAAACCAAUUCUGUCGGAAAACGGUCAAGAAAGCGCAAAAUGAGAAGUGCGGUUUUUAGGCGGCAAAGGCGAAAAAGCAAAGUCGGCGAAAAAUGCGCCAAAACGUCACUAAUUCUGAGAAUUAGUGUGUUUUCAUGUCGAACAAUCAUCUUUCAUCGCUUUUGGCCACAAAAAUCAGAGAAAACGUGCUCAAUUCAUGAAAACGCCAUUUGGCCGCCGAGGCCGCCGAGGCCAAAUGGCGUUUUCAUGAGACCGUGCGUUGGAAACAACUGUAAAAUUUCCAGCGCGCCGUUCCUGUGGCACUACUCUCCGGCGAUUCCGAUCGUCGCCGCCGUGAUAUCGUUGUCGGUGCUCUCGAAUUUCGCGGCCACCUCGUUCACCGAUCCGGGCAUUCUGCCGCGAGUCGACAAUAUCGAACUGAUCGAAAUGGAUCGGCAAAUGCAAACCGAACACAAUAGUUGGUUUCUUUUUUUUUUCUUCAAAACAUUGAUCCAAAUCGUCGAUGAUUUGUGCAGCGCCAGCCGAUCCGGCGAUGCCCCGCCCACGCUUCCGUGACGUCGUCAUCAACGGAGAACGCGUCAAAAUGAAAUAUUGUACGACGUGCCGACUGUACCGACCGCCACGAUGCUCUCAUUGUGCCAUUUGCGACAAUUGCGUCCUUAUGUUCGAUCAUCAUUGUGAGUUUUGACAAAAAAACAAAUUUGAAACAACUGUGUAGCGUUACUGUAGCAUUUUAAAGGCGCAAAAGUUGUUCAGGUCCGUGGGUCGGCAACUGUAUCGGUCUCCGGAAUUACGCCUACUUCUACCGUUUCGUCUUCUGUCUCUCCAUCCUCAUCGUCUACCUUUUCGCGUGUUCCAUCACGCACAUCAGCUUGUGUGAGUAUCGAUUUCUUUAAGCGAAAAUCUGAAAACGUCAUUUCAGUGGCCCAAAACAUGCCGUUCGGCGACGUGAUGCGCAAGACUCCCGGCUCGGCAGUCGUCAUUAUUAUCUGCUUUUUCACCAUUUGGUAGGCGCGAAAUUUGAGCAAAAUCUUCAAACAAUUUUCUCAGGUCAGUAAUUGGUCUGUCCUGCUUUCAUACCUACUUGGCGUGCGCCGAUUUGACAACGAACGAAGAUGUAAGUCAAAAAAAAUUACGAUUGUCUUGUGCGACUGGCGACUUGUUGCAAAAACUGCAAAAAAUCGAUAUUCAGCUGAAAGGAGUGUACCGAAAAAAGCACCGAAACGCGCAUUUGGCGUCGGGCGUCGCCGCCGCUCCGAAUUCGACGUCUUCCGACACGAAUUCCUCGUAUCAUCAGGCGAAAAAUCCGUUUUAUGCGGGAUGCGCCAAGAGUUUCCUCAGCCGCCUCUUCAAAUCGCCGUUUCCCAGGUAAACUUGAUGCAAACGCGCUCUUUCGCUCUCUCCAUUCUUCUCUACAACCGCGCUUUAUCGAGAAAACACUUUUUAGCUAGAAACUCUAACGCAAUCGUUUUUUUUUGCAGUGUUCUCGACGCGAGCAGCUACGUCGACGAGCAGCCAUCGAUAGUGAUUCAGGUGCCGAAAAAAUCUCAACGAUAA